Fusarium sp. VM40 is the source of this 384-nucleotide messenger RNA. The record is from the annotation of a GenBank genome assembly. Lineage: Eukaryota; Fungi; Ascomycota; Sordariomycetes; Hypocreales; Nectriaceae.
AUGCAUGUCUGUGAAUUGCUUGGUGGCCGCACGGAUGUAGGACUCCCUGUGAUAUCGUCAAUAUAUAUGGACAAACCGGAGGAUAUGCAAAGGCGCGUCGCAGAGCACAGGGCACGAGGAUAUAUCGGCCACUCUAUCAAGGUUGGGGGAGAUCCCGGCGAAGACGCACGGCGGAUCACUGCUUCACUUGCCGACAAGCAGCCUGGCGAGUUCUUCCUUGUGGAUGCCAACGGUGGUAUGACUGUUGGGAGUGCUUUGCGCAUGCUGAGGCUUCUGCCCGAUGGCCUGGACUUUGUACUAGAAGCACCCUAUGCCACAUGGCGAGAGAUUGUUUUUCUCCGCCUGAGAACCAACGUUCAUAUUCACUUCGACGAACUGGCCUGA